Pantherophis guttatus is the source of this 2407-nucleotide messenger RNA. RefSeq names its product potassium voltage-gated channel subfamily A member 5-like. Lineage: Eukaryota; Metazoa; Chordata; Lepidosauria; Squamata; Colubridae. The record is from RefSeq and is a predicted model, not a curated record. Gene Ontology annotation, biological process: action potential; protein homooligomerization; potassium ion transmembrane transport. Gene Ontology annotation, cellular component: intercalated disc; membrane; voltage-gated potassium channel complex. Gene Ontology annotation, molecular function: protein binding; delayed rectifier potassium channel activity.
GCGCGGGCGGUGCGCGGCAUCUUCGGCGCGGGGUCCCCGGCCGGUGGCUUGCGCUCGGGCGCCCCAAGGCAAGGAAGGGCGUCGGGGCGGCUGGGAGCCGGACCCUCGCCUCCAAAGGCUGCCCAAGGACCACCGCCGGCCCCGCAGAAGGCGAGCGAGGCUGAGCCAGGGCGGACGAGCCGGAGAGCCUCGGCCUCCCUCCCUUCCUUCCUCCCUUCCUCCCGUCCCGGCUUGGCUCGGCUCGGCCUGGCCAUGGCAGCCGCCGAGAUGGAGAGCGCUGGGGAAGGGGAGCUGGCCGAGCGCGUCUUGCUGAACGUGUCGGGCCUGCGCUUCGAGACGCGCCUGGGCACCUUGGACCAAUUCCCGGAGACGCUGCUUGGCGACCCGGCUAAACGGCUGCGCUACUUCGAUCCUCUGCGCAACGAGUAUUUCUUCGACCGGCACCGGCCCAGCUUCGACGGCAUCCUCUAUUACUAUCAGUCGGGAGGAAAACUCCGCCGGCCGGUUAACGUCUCCUUGGAAGUCUUCGCCGACGAGGUGCGCUUCUACCAGCUGGGCGAGGAGGCCUUGGAGCGGUUCCGGGAGGAGGAAGGCUUCCUGCGGGAGGAAGAGAAACCUCUGCCCACCCAUGAGUUCCAACGUCAGGUGUGGCUGAUCUUUGAGUAUCCCGAGAGCUCCGGCUCGGCUCGGGGCAUCGCCAUCGUCUCCGUGUUGGUUAUCCUCAUCUCCAUUGUCACCUUUUGCUUGGAGACCUUGCCGGAGUUCCAAGAGGAGCCGGCGGAGAUCCGGGAUCCUACGGGCCAGACGCCGCGUCCGGGCAUCCUAGCCGACCCUUUCUUCGUCAUUGAGACCACUUGCGUCAUCUGGUUCACGUUCGAGCUCUUGGUACGGUUCUUCGCCUGUCCCAGCAAGCCGGAGUUCUCCAAGAACAUCAUGAAUAUCAUCGACGUGGUGGCCAUCAUCCCUUACUUCAUCACUCUGGGCACCGAGCUGGCUCAUGAGCAGCAGAAGGGAGAACCACAACCACAACAGCAGCAGCAACAACAACAACAACAACAGGGCAACAGUGGAGGCCAGCAGCAAGCUAUGUCCUUGGCCAUCCUGCGGGUCAUUCGCCUGGUAAGAGUCUUCAGGAUCUUCAAGCUGUCCAGGCACUCCAAAGGGUUGCAGAUCCUGGGACAGACCUUGAAAGCUAGCAUGAGGGAGCUGGGCCUCCUCAUCUUCUUCCUCUUCAUCGGGGUCAUCCUCUUCUCCAGCGCCGUCUAUUUUGCCGAAGCCGAUGACCCCGAAUCCUACUUCUCCAGCAUCCCGGAUGCCUUCUGGUGGGCUGUGGUCACCAUGACGACGGUGGGCUACGGUGAUAUGAGCCCCAUCACCGUCGGAGGGAAGAUUGUGGGUUCCUUGUGUGCCAUCGCUGGCGUGCUCACCAUCGCCCUACCCGUGCCGGUGAUCGUGUCCAACUUCAACUACUUCUACCACCGAGAGACGGAUCAAAGUCUUCUCCAAGAUGACCCGGGAAGCGUUCACGGCAGCUCAGAGGAAGAGGCGAAGAGUAAAAACUCCUCCUGUAAAUCCGUGAUGCACUUGGAGCACCUCGACGAGACCCACAACGGGACCAGGUCGGUGGAGAAAACCAACCUCAAAGCCAAUAGCACCAUAGAUCUUAGGAAGUCCCUUUAUGCACUUUGUAUGGAUUCUACCCGGGAGACUGAUUUGUGAAGGACGCAAGACUCCUGUUGUGAUUUAAUCAGGGAAGAAAUGACUUUCGUUUUAUUUAUUUUUAUUUUUUAAGUUGGGUAGCUUAUCUAAAAAAACAACAACAACAUCUCAAAGUUAGUGAAUUCUUUUUUUAAAAAAAAACAACAACCACGAUUCAUUCCUUUGGAUGACUCAGCAUAUGCUGAGCAAAGAUUUAAAACCAGCAAGGAGUUAGUUAGUUUGGCAUCCGUUUCCCAUUUAUCCGAGGGGCCUUUUGGGGAAAAAAAAGGACUUUGCUUGUAGAGCAAAUUUAUUUUCAUAAACAAACUCCAAAACGGUGGGGAUUUCUUGUAUAGUUCAUUGGUAGCUCCCAGCCUCAAAUCCCUUAUAACCCUGUCUUCUAAGGCCAUUUUUCCCCCUCCCAUGGAUAGUUAACAAAUUUUUGUAGAUACCAUCGUUUCAAGCUAAAAUAUUUCUAUUUUUAAUAUGUGUAUGAUGAAAAUAGCCAUGUUACUGUGAGAUACGAAACCCUGACCUCUAUAUAGACUUUUAGCUAAGGAAUAGAUUUCCUAUUUUAAAGUUAAAAAAAACAACACAUCAACCCUUUCCUUGUAUGUGUGACAAAGUCCUAUUUUCAGCAUUCUCGUAGCAUUGCGUUGUCUAAGUUUUGUACCUUUGGUGAGAAUUAAAUUACAUAAAUGGCAAUCUU